AUGACAGACUCAAAGCAGGGUGACUCUAGCGAGAAGCAGAAAGAUGAUCUCAGUACUAUCUUAACUACUGAAGAGCAAAUCGAGCUAACCCUUCUUAUCGCCAAUAUAACGGAGGUUAUGAGAAAGCAGAUCACAGCAACGUUCGAAGCUUCAAUUGGAUCUGCGAAACCACCUGCACAAGCCCUUCAUGUCGGGGACAAGAAUCCUAACAUUGACCAGAGCAAGGCCCAUGAGGAGACCGACGAGGAAGAGAAAGCAAGGAAGCUGCAAGAAAAGAGGGAGAAAGAGCUGUCGGCUCCAAAAAUGAAAGAGCUGAAGAAAGAUGCCUUGGAUUUCUUCGACAAAUGGCGAGAAUCUAUCAUUUUGAGACUCGGGCAAGUGGUCAAUAACCCAAAGGAGGUUGUCGAUGAGAAAGUAAAGGAGGCUUCAGUGGAAGCUACGCCUAACGCUGAUCCACCAACGGAGACUAAAGUCAUUCGGCGUAAUACCAAUAUUGAAGAGGCAGAUGCUGCCCUAGUCGAACUCUACCCUCCUACCUCAACACACCUAUACUCUCUGCCAAAAGACAAAAGAGUCAUCCUCCUGCACGCUAUGCUUCUACUCCUUCUAUCGCUAGAGCAUUAUACUGCACACUCUCGAAUUCUACUCCUCCACAUAUCAUCCUCUCUCCACCUUCCACUCCAUAUCCUCUCAGAGCAAGAAGUUAAGGUUGCACAAGGUCUUCUCGAAGCAGCAAAGCGCAUGUCCGGGAAUGAAGAAACACAAAAGCGUGCCGAUGACAAUAAAGUUGCUUGGAGAUGGAAGGUUGGACUGGCUGGUGUUGCGGGCGCCGCAGUCAUUGGAGUGACUGGUGGUCUCGCUGCUCCUCUCGUCGCCGGUGCAAUUGGGACGAUUAUGGGUGGCUUAGGGCUGGGUGCUACUACAGCCGCCGGUCUUUUAGGAGCUUUGGCUGAGAGUGGUGUCAUUGUGGGGAGUUUAUUCGGUGCUUAUGGUGCUGGAAUGACGAGCAAAAUGAUGGACGCAUAUGCCAAAGAAGUCGAGGACUUCGCCUUUUUGCCCUUGAAUGGCUCCAAGCAUCAAGAUCCCAAGCCUGAAGAUCGAAGAUUGAGAGUAACCAUUGGCAUCAGUGGAUGGCUGACUCAGAAAGAGGAUAUAAUCACUCCCUGGCGGGCUUUGGGCCACGAGAGUGAAGUAUUCGCCCUGAGAUGGGAACUUGAAGCGUUGACUAAACUCGGAUCAUCCAUGGAAUCUGUGGUAAAGAGUGCGGCAUGGACUGGUACGUUGAAAUUUGCUUACGAAAUGCGCGUGCUUAGCAUGUCUCAAGGCUCCGCGCUGCUCUCAUCAAUUCUGCGAAAUCUCACACUAACCCAACAUACAGUUGCCAAAAAGGAAAUCAUCGCCCGCACAAUCUUCGCCAGUUUAAUGGACGCACUUUGGCCAAUUGCGUUACUGAAGGUCUCAAAAGUCGUUGAUAAUCCCUUCUCAGUUGCCAAAAACCGAGCAGACAAGGCUGGCUUAGUUCUUGCUGACGCUCUUAUCAAUAAGGCGCAAGGCGAACGUCCAGUAACACUCAUUGGUUACAGUCUAGGUGCUAGGAUGAUAUAUUCCUGCUUAAUGAGUCUUGCAGAACGGAGAGCGUUUGGUCUAGUCGAAUCGGCCGUUCUGGUUGGCACACCGGCACCUUCAGAUGCUGCUCCUUGGCGUGCAAUGAGAAGCGUCGUUUCGGGGCGUCUCAUCAAUGUCUAUUCCGAGAAUGACUACAUCUUAGCUUUCCUGUACAGAACCAGCAGUAUCCAAUAUGGAGUAGCUGGGCUACAAGAGGUCCAAGACGUGAAGGGAAUAGAGAAUGUCAACGUGAGUGAUAUGGUGAGUGGACAUCUUCGCCUACAAUAUCUUGCUGGGUCCAUCUUGGAAAAGAUUGGUUUCGAGGACAUCGAUAAGGGAGAAGUUGCCAGGGAAGAAGAGACAUUGGCUUUGCUUGAGGAGCAAGAUCGUAAAGAGGAAGAGGAGAAGAAGGGCGAAGCUAUUGAUCCUGAUGAAGAGGCUGCAAAAAUGGAGAAGGAGGUUGAGAAGAAAUCGGAGAGAACCAUGAUGCAAAAUUUCAAGGAGAAAUUACAUUUCAAAUAA
This is a messenger RNA of Lachnellula hyalina, 2127 nucleotides long. RefSeq lists its product as uncharacterized. The transcript has 3 exons. The record is from RefSeq and is a predicted model, not a curated record. NCBI's taxonomy places the organism in Eukaryota, Fungi, Ascomycota, Leotiomycetes, Helotiales, Lachnaceae. The coding region runs from base 1 to 2127 and encodes 708 amino acids.